Neodiprion fabricii is the source of this 1654-nucleotide messenger RNA. RefSeq names its product glucose dehydrogenase [FAD, quinone]-like. Bases 420 to 911 code for a protein of 163 amino acids. Gene Ontology annotation, molecular function: flavin adenine dinucleotide binding; oxidoreductase activity, acting on CH-OH group of donors. Lineage: Eukaryota; Metazoa; Arthropoda; Insecta; Hymenoptera; Diprionidae. The record is from RefSeq and is a predicted model, not a curated record. The transcript is spliced from 3 exons.
AUAGCCCAGGAGUCGGGCAAAAUCUUCAGGAUCAUAUUACGAUCGGUGGACUCACUUUUUUGAUCGAUCCACCGUACAAUGCAUCUACGACAACUCUAGCGGACGUAACGGACUUUUUGGUAAAAAGAGAGGGUCACCUAUACGGUAUAGGCGUCUGCGAAGUAUUGGGUUUUAUCAACACCAGGUACGCCAACAGUUCCAUCGAUUACCCAGACCUCCAAUUAUUCAUGGGAUCAGCCGCUCUAAACAUGAAUGGUGAACUCGUUAAGAGUGCCUAUGGUCUGAGAGGCGACUUUUACGCAGCCUUAUAGGCGGAUAUAAUUGACAAGGAAGCAUACAGUGUGGUAGCAUCGCUGAUACACCCGAAGAGUAGAGGUUACAUUAAGCUGAGAGACAAUGACAUCACACACCAGCCAAUCAUGGUUCCAAAUUAUUUAGACCAUCCGGAUGAUCUCGAGGUUCUGGUAGAAGGAGUCUAUUUUGCCUACAACCUCAGCCAAACCUCGGCUAUGAAGAAAUUGAAUGUACGUCCCAACUCCAACGUGAUUCCAGAGUGUGCCCACUUGAAUUUUCCGUCGCGUGAUUAUUGGCGUUGCUACGCAAGAUUUUUCCCAUGGAGUCUCUAUCACCACACGUCUACUUGUAAAAUGGGUACUGCCAACGACAAAAUGGCUGUAGUAGACUCACGCCUGAGGGUCUACGGUGUAAAUCGUCUUCGGGUUGUGGACGCUUCUAUCAUGCCAAACAUUCCAUCCUGUAAUACCAAUGCGCCAACUAUUAUGGUCGCUGAAAAGGCCGCGGAUAUGAUUAAGAAAGAUUGGAAUUCCAUCUUUUCCGGCGGUUGCAAAACUUCGAAUGUCAGAGCUUCGGAAAACAUAUCCCCGGAGUUGCGAAGCCUCCGUGACGCAUAAUAUUCAGGAGGACCGAUAGUUCUAACGAUGAAUGAAUGAGCAAGCGAGUCUCAAAAAACGCAUCUCCCCGACUCUGCAAGAUCGCGAAGAUAAUUCAUAAUUAUGCAAUUGAGACCGACGAAUUAGUUGUUGAUAUAUGAAUACCUGACCGAGUAAGCUAACCGUAUUAAUAGCUGACAUGAUCUUGAAUGAACGUGUCGAUAGUCAGUUUUUAUCGAGAAAAAUAACGCUUCAUAAAGUAGUAGUUCUAACGAACUUGUGGCAAAAAACUUGGCGUAAUGAAUACCAUAAAUAAAAUCACAAUGACUUUUAUUAUCCUUGGAAAUUUUAUACGACGGAUGCUUUUCGUCAUGUAAGGUAUUACGAAUAAAUUCUUACCAACGUUAGUAAAGAUUGAGUUUGUAUUAUUCACCUGUGAUAUCUACGGUAUGAAUUCUUCAAGGCCUAACGGAAAAUGGUCUGACCAUUUGAAAUGAAUUUCAAUUCAGAAACACAUUAAAUAGCUUAAAUUAUUUCACUAACAAAUAAUUGUGAAAGCCCUGGCGUUGGAACUUGCAAUGUGAAUGUAAGUCACUUGUCGAUCUUGUCUAUAAAUUUAGAGAUACGGAGAAAGGCCUGGAUAAGAACAUUAAGAAAAGGAAGAAAAGUUUCACCAUUCAUGAGUGUUCACUACAUUUAAAAAAAUAUUAUAACCCGUUACCAAGUAAGUAAAAAGUCAAGCAACUUCAACGAGCAUUGACAAU